ACCCCCAAAGACUCUGGGGGAGACCUGAGUCUGUGACAGACGCCCCAACCCCUCCCACUGGCUGGGAUAGAUGGACUCGCUCCCAAGCCCGCAGGGGCCCUAGAAUUGUGGCCCAACUCAUCCCGCUGGGGGUGAGACCCCAGACCCAGGAGAGAGAGAUCCCUGAUCCUGGGGAAGGGAGGCCGCCACUGCUUGGCAUGGAGGGCAACCUGUCCGGGCUGGUGCCCGCUGCAGGGCUGGUGCCUGCGCUACCCCCGGCGGUGACUCUGGGGCUGACUGCUGCCUAUACCACGCUGUACGGCCUGCUCUUCCUCUCGGUCUAUGCCCAGCUCUGGCUGGUGCUGCUCUAUGGACACAAGCGGCUCAGCUAUCAGACGGUGUUCCUGGCUCUGUGCCUGCUCUGGGCCGCCCUGCGCACCACCCUCUUCUCCUUCUACUUCCGAGACACGGCUCGAGCCAACCGCCUGGGCCCCCUCCCCUUCUGGCUGCUCUACUGCUGCCCUGUUUGCCUGCAGUUCUUUACCCUCACACUCAUGAACCUCUACUUUGCCCAGGUGGUGUUCAAGGCAAAGACAAAGCAGCACCCGGAGAUGAGCCGGGGCCUGCUGGCCGUGCGGGGGGCGUUCGUUGGGGCCUCGCUGCUGUUCCUGCUGGUGAACGUGUUGUGCGCCAUGCUGUCCCGUCGGCGCCGGACACAGCCCUGGGCCCUGCUGCUGGUGCGAGUGCUGGUGAGCGACUCGCUUUUCGUGAUCUGUGCGCUCUCUCUGGCUGCCUGCCUCUGCCUGGUGGCCCGGCGUGCCCCUUCCACCAGCAUCUACCUGGAGGCCAAGGGGACCAGUGUGUGCCAGGCUGCGGCCAUGGGCGGGGCCAUGGUCCUGCUCUAUGCCAGCCGAGCCUGCUACAACCUGGCAGCCCUGGCGCUGGCCCCCCACAGCCGGCUGGACUCCUUCGAUUAUGACUGGUACAACGUCUCUGACCAGGCUGACCUGGUGAAUGAUCUAGGGGACAAAGGUUACCUGGUCUUUGGCCUCAUCCUCUUUGUGUGGGAGCUGCUGCCCACCACCCUGCUUGUUGGCUUCUUUCGGGUACACCGGCCCCCGCAGGACUUGAGCACCAGCCGGAUCAUCAACGGGCAGGUCUUCGGUUCCCGUUCCUACUUCUUUGACCGGGCUGGACAUCGUGAAGACGACGGAGGACCAUGGGAGCACAGCCGGGGAGAGAGCACCAGCCCAUUGCUUGUUGGGGCCUGUGUGUUCAGACCCCCCGUCUCUCCCUGCAGCCUGUCGGGGAGCCUGGGGGCUGGCAGCUGGUACGGUGCUAUUGGGCGGGAGCCCGGUUGGUGCGGGGGCAGCCAGAGUCGAAGCACACCGCUCCUCUUCUCCCAGGUGGCCGGGCCUGCCGGCCACCAUCACCACAGCCUCUACUCCACCCCGCAGACCUGAGCUCCCUGCUUCCUGGGGGUGCCCCCCUGCCUGCCUGCCUUCCGCAGCCCCAUGGCGGCCCUGACCUCUGCCCUGCCCCGCCCCUGCCCCACCCCUGCCCGUCUGCAGCUUGUAGUGCUGAGUCUGGCCUCUCAGCAGCCCCUUGUAGUGAGCUUCUGCCUCCUGCUGGGGGCGGCACUGUCCGCCACACGGAGCCUGCUACCUCUCUUGUGCCUGCUGCUCAAUAAACAGUGCCCAUGCCCCCAUUGGA
Molecule: messenger RNA, 1692 nt
Organism: Vombatus ursinus (common wombat)
Lineage: Eukaryota; Metazoa; Chordata; Mammalia; Diprotodontia; Vombatidae
Gene: GPR137
Product: G protein-coupled receptor 137
Exons: 8
Coding region: 198-1442 (414 amino acids)
Biological process (GO): regulation of autophagy; negative regulation of bone resorption; negative regulation of osteoclast differentiation
Cellular component (GO): lysosomal membrane
Source: RefSeq, a predicted model, not a curated record